AGCUUCGUUAGUUCUGCCAUAAUAAUCUCCAAACAUUUUCUCGAUAAAAUAGAUUAUUAAUUUUCUCGAGAAUGUUUGUUGAAACUGUGAUUCAACUCUCUCAGUUCAUUGCCGAAUCCGUCAUUAUCGUCUCUGUAGCCGUCUUCACUCUCCGUCUCUUCUAUAGAUUCGCUUGUUUCCUCGCGAGCCGUUCUUGGCGUCGUUACCGUACAUUCACGGUCCAUCAUCGCCGGAGAUGGAGAAAAACCACAGCCGAGGAAAAACAUUCAUCACCGUAUUGUACGAUUUGUCUCGAAAAUGCGACGGAGGGAGAAAAGAUGAGGCGGAUAGCAGCAUGCAGUCACUGUUUCCACGUCGAUUGCAUUGAUCCGUGGUUGGAGAAGAAGUCCAUGUGUCCUUUGUGUAGAGCUGAGAUCCCGCCGGUCCCGCCGGGAAAUCCUCUGCGCGCGCUUUUUAUUCCUCCCGGCGUGAUUGAGAUGUUCACCAAAGGAAUCGACUCCGACGCGUAGGAGUACUGCUUCUCUUUCGUCAUCUCAAACUUUUUAGACAAAAUAUUAAUCCGUUGAAUUAAUAUUUGUUUAUCAAAAAUAAUAUUUACUGUACGUAUAAUUCGCCGAAUGAUAAAGAGUUU
Molecule: messenger RNA, 631 nt
Organism: Arabidopsis thaliana (thale cress)
Lineage: Eukaryota; Viridiplantae; Streptophyta; Magnoliopsida; Brassicales; Brassicaceae
Product: RING/U-box superfamily protein
Exons: 1
Coding region: 72-509 (145 amino acids)
Biological process (GO): protein ubiquitination
Source: RefSeq, marked reviewed